Molecule: messenger RNA, 1963 nt
Organism: Notodromas monacha
Lineage: Eukaryota; Metazoa; Arthropoda; Ostracoda; Podocopida; Cyprididae
Source: the annotation of a GenBank genome assembly
CGAAUUUGAUCCCUACUUCAACUAUCGCACAACCAAGUUCCUGUCCGAAGAUGGCUUCUAUAGUUUUCACAACUGGUUCGAUGAUCGUGUCUGGUACCCACUUGGACGCAUCACUGGGGGAACAAUUUAUCCGGGUUUGAUGGUGACGUCGGCCACGCUCUACAACGUCCUCCACUGGCUGAACUUCACUGUGGACAUAAGAAACGUGUGCGUGUUCCUCGCUCCGUUGUUUAGUUCGCUGACGACGAUCGUCACUUACCACUUGACUAAAGAGUUGUCGAAUCCCGGCGCGGGACUCGUGGCAGCGGCGAUGAUCUCCAUCGUACCGGGUUACAUUUCCCGCUCCGUCGCCGGGUCCUACGACAAUGAAGGAAUUGCAAUUUUUUGCAUGCUCUUUACUUACUAUACGUGGAUCAAGGCCGUGAAGACGGGAAGUCUCAGCUGGUCCGUGAUUUGCGCGCUUGCGUACUUUUACAUGGUGUCGUCGUGGGGAGGAUACGUGUUUCUCAUCAACCUAAUUCCUCUUCACGUGCUUGCCCUGAUGAUCUCGGGGAGGUUCUCCCAUCGGGUUUAUGUUGCGUACACGACGCUGUAUUGCACUGGCACAAUUUUGUCAAUGCAAAUCCCUUUCGUGGGAUUCCAGCCCGUGUUGACGUCGGAGCAUAUGGGGGCAUUGGGAGUUUUCGGACUCGUGCAACUGCACGCGUUGGUGGACUACGUGAAAACGAAGAUGUCCACUGAAGACUUCAAUGUAGUGUUCCAAUCUGUGAUCAGCACUGCUGUCGUGCUUCUUCUCGGCGUCGCGGCUGUUCUCACGUUCAGCGGGAAAAUUGCGCCGUGGACGGGACGGUUUUACUCCCUGUUGGAUCCGUCGUACGCCAAGAACAAUAUUCCAAUCAUUGCUAGUGUUUCUGAGCAUCAACCGACUGCCUGGUCCUCGUUUUACUUUGACCUCCAGCUGCUUGUGUUCCUGUUCCCGGCUGGGUUGUAUUUCUGCUUUGCGAACCUCUCGGAUGCCAACAUCUUCAUCAUUUUGUAUGGCAUGACGUCGGUUUAUUUUGCAGGUGUGAUGGUGCGUUUGAUGCUGGUUCUUGCCCCUGUGAUGUGCAUCCUGUCUGGGAUCGGCGCCUCGACCCUGCUCAGCAAAUACAUGAAGGGCCUGGAAGCGAGUAGUCCGCCUAGUGCUGGAGCCAGCGAGAAGAAGGCGAAAAAGAGUGACCCGCAGUCGUUUCUGAGGCACGAGAUUUCCUUGGCAUUUGUGGCCAUGAUGACGUUCAUGUUUGUCACCUACGCCCUGCAUUGUACUUGGGUGACGAGCGAAGCCUACUCGUCGCCGUCCAUUGUGCUCUCUGCGCGGGGCCACGACGGAUCGAGGAUCAUUUUUGACGACUUUAGGGAAGCUUAUAACUGGCUGAAGCAUAACACUCCGGAGGACGCGAAGGUGAUGUCGUGGUGGGAUUACGGCUAUCAGAUAACCGCAAUGGCGAACAGGACCAUCAUAGUUGAUAAUAACACGUGGAACAACACACAUAUUUCGAGGGUUGGACAGGCGAUGGCAUCUCCGGAGGAUAAGGCCUAUGAAAUCAUGCGGGAACUGGACGUGGAUUACGUGCUGGUCAUUUUCGGCGGGCUUACUGGUUACUCCUCCGACGAUAUAAAUAAGUUCCUUUGGAUGGUGAGGAUCGGCGGAAGCACUGAGACUGGCAAGCACAUAAAGGAGGCCGACUUUUACACGCCUCAGGGCGAGUUUCGAGUCGACAAGGAAGGAUCGCCGACGUUGCUCAACUGUCUGAUGUACAAAAUGUGUUAUUAUCGCUUUGGGUCUCUCUACACCGAAGGAGGAAAACCUCCUGGAUGGGACCGAGUUCGUGGCGCGGAAAUUGGCAACAAAGACUUCGAACUCGACGUGCUCGAAGAAGCCUAUACCACGGAACACUGGAUUGUGCGAAUCUUCAAAGUCAAG